AUGCUGAAUAAUGAAGAAAGUAGGAAGAAAGGAUCAUUAUAUAAUAUUGAGAUUGGAUUAAUUGUUGUAUCUCUUUUGUUCAUUGGAACUCUUGUAUGCCUACUAUAUACUAUCUAUGCAUACAUGAAACAAAAGAAUAAUGAUGAAUCUGACUCGGUUCAAGAGAUGAAUGUUGAAAAAGUUACAACAGUCAAUUCAGCUGAAAAUGAUGGUAUUACAUAUGACAAUCCAUUAUUUACACGAACCAACCAAAAUGAUGAUCCAUUCAAGGAUGAUUUUGAAGAAAAUGAUAAAGAUGAUGAGAACUUCUUUUUGGGCAAAGAUAUAGAAGAAGUUUCUGAAGAAAUUACCAAUUAA
Trichomonas vaginalis G3 is the source of this 357-nucleotide messenger RNA. Its product is annotated as leucine-rich repeats (6 copies)-containing protein. The coding region runs from base 1 to 357 and encodes 118 amino acids. The transcript has a single exon. The record is from RefSeq and is a predicted model, not a curated record. Lineage: Eukaryota; Parabasalia; Trichomonadida; Trichomonadidae.